Molecule: messenger RNA, 2190 nt
Organism: Exaiptasia diaphana
Lineage: Eukaryota; Metazoa; Cnidaria; Anthozoa; Actiniaria; Aiptasiidae
Exons: 4
Coding region: 119-1678 (519 amino acids)
Source: RefSeq, a predicted model, not a curated record
GCAUGUAAGCAUAUUUUUUUUUGCUUGUAGCGCUAGCUUAGAAAGUCCAAUGCCAAAAUAGCUAUGAUAAUAUUUGAUCACCAUAUUGCUAUUAUCUAAUUGUUUAAUCGUAUCUUUGAUGGCAACGAGUAGAGGUAAAGGAAAUAAUGGACAACGACAACCUUCCACGGCAGGUAGACAUCGUGGUGGUAYCGGCSGAYGAAUAACCGAUGAGACUAUUUUACCCCUAGUUGAUUCGCAAACACCAUCUAGGCAGUCGAAUUUAGCUUUACAAAAGGCAUUUAAUGAUUUGACCAAGAAAUWUCGUAAUGCACAAGAUGAAAAAUCUAAACUUCAAGCAGAGAAUGCAGCUUUAUAUGAAGAAAAUGAGAAUCUAAAACAACAGUUGGAAAUGGGUUACAAGGCAUAUGAUGACAAAUACAAAGAAACUGAAAAACUCAAGGAAAAACUCGAUUUAAAAGAAAACCAAAAUACAGUAAAAGAAGAUAAAAGUAAAGAUGAUCAGGUAGCAGACGUUUUAGAAGUUAAACAUACUACUAUUGCACUGCAAGAAGCUCAAGAAAUGUCUAGGUCAACACAAACAGAUGAAGAAAAGACAGACGAAGUAACAAUAUCACCUUUUAGAAAUCUUUUAGAAAAGUGUGGAAUGGAAAUAGUAACUCAAGAUGGCAAAACAUCUCUGAUUCUUAUUAAUAGAGAUGAUUGUCAACACUGGCUAGAGAAUGAAACCGAUGGCAAAAUUAAAGUAGAAUUUGAAAAGGAACCUGUCACUGAGAGAUUUGUUCAAACUGAUGAAGCUGUUACUCAACAUGUACAYACCUGUAAUCACAAAGAUAUGAUUAUUUUGUUGAAAAAUAAAAUAAGUGAUCAAGGUGAUAUGAUAAAAGCACAAAGACAAAUUAUUUCUCAAAUGCGKCAAAAUCAACUUCCUGUGGCAGCUCAAAAGGAAAGCAAAGAAAUCAAAAUCAAUCAGUUCCUUAAGAGAUAUCACCUAACUCUUGUUCGUCAUUCCAGAGAAGUUUCAAAUCAAAUGAAUUUGUUGAAAGAACAACUUGAAAGUCAGAAAAAAUAUACAAAGCGUUUGUUGGAUAUUAUUAAAGGCAGCAAAGACCUUCCAAAGCAAUUCAUGUUAAUAUCUGAGGUAACUCAUGAAAAGUUGAAAACUCAAGCACAAAGGGAAAUAAAACAGCCUCCAAGUUUUUCCAUAACAGCAGAACAACUAGAAGAUGAUGCUGAAGAAAUGUCUAAACGUGAAGAAAGCAGUGAUAGUGAUUCUAAUUUGUACAGUAUUGCUGUUCAAGAAACAGAUGAAACUGUGUUCAGUCUUGGUAGUGCCGGAAAUGAAAAGUCAGCAUCUGUUGUGAUUCUCAAGGAAAGUAAAUCUUCUGGAUUGCCAUCUUUACAAGGCUUAGUUGACCCUAARCAGAAAAACUCCUUUGAUGAGAAAGAAGAAGCAAAACUAGUCUCUUCUACUGAUCAAGACGAGAAGGCUGAAGRGACAGCCACUGGAGAAAAUGAUGAUAUUGUAGUCAUUAAUGAGGAUCCCUCAGAAGCAGGGGGUGCUUCUGGUAUCAGUGUUGGGGCCAAACAGUGCCCAGUUUGUUAUAUUUCAUUUACUCCAUCAUUUAGCCAAAAUGAAUUUGAAGCGCAUGUAGUAGCACAUUUCCAAGAUGAAUGAAGUCAUUGUGCCAUGAUAAACUCGGCAUGAUUUUUACAACUAUUUGAACUUGAAGUGAAGAAGCCAUUUAUCAGAAAUAAAGUGGUGGCUGGUCAAAACUUUGUCUGUCCAAAGAGGAUUCGUUGCGGGCACUUUCUAGAGCUCCGGUCUUUUUGACCGAUCAAACAAGACCUUUCAGCUAAUUUAAAACUUUACAAUGCCAUAAAAAAUAUGAAAUGGACAAAAAUCAAAGAAAUGUUUUGUGUUUAUAAUAUUCUUGAUCACAGCUGUAACUUCUUCUUUCACCAAAAGUCCAAAAAAGAUAACUGUAACGAAAGUAACUAGUUUAAGACCCAGCUCCAUUUUCCAGAUACAUGAAUGGUUUUGUUGAAACAAUUCUUUAAACGCUUCUGUUCRGGAAAAGCACCAUCACCUUUUUAGUAACUAACUGAAUUCCGUACUGCAGUUUAGAAACAUAGGUGUAGAAACAUGUACAAUGAAGAACAAUGAAAUAAAAGAGAGGAAGACAUUAA